This is a messenger RNA of Adineta steineri, 351 nucleotides long. Lineage: Eukaryota; Metazoa; Rotifera; Eurotatoria; Adinetida; Adinetidae. The record is from the annotation of a GenBank genome assembly.
AUGAGUAUCCUACUACUUAUCUAUGCAUCGUAUUUUAUUUUCAUCGCAAUUUGUAAUGGAUUUAAUGAAUUAUUAUCAAUAAUAAUAGAUGUACGCAUUGAAAGUGAUGAAAGUGAAUGUAAUUAUUGGCUACGUAAUAAUAUUUAUACUCAUUGUGUUUAUUUUUGGAAUUGUUUCAAUGGUGAAGAUGAAAUUGGAUAUGAUGAAUCAUUAUUAAUAUUAAAUUGUUCUUGUAAUGAACAUAUAUAUAUAUAUUUUAAUUUAUAUAAUAAUCAAGUUGAUUGUCCUAGUGCUUUUGAUGCACCAGUAUUAUAUAAUAGAUAUUCGAGAAAUAAUACAAAUGGUUUUUAG